AUGUCCGAGCAAACGAAGACCGAGAAGCCAGAGGGCAUCAAGACUGAGGAGACCACUGCGGCUGCCGACUUCACCAAGUACAAGCUUGCGGGGGAGAUCACGAACAAUGUGAUGAAGAAGCUCGUCGAGCUCUGCGUCGAGGGCGCGAAGGUGCUCGAGCUCUGUGUCGAGGGCGACAAGCUCCUCGAGGCCGGCACGGGCGCCGUGUUCAACAAGCCAGUCAAGGGCGUGAAGGUCGCCAAGGGCAUCGCGUUCCCGACCUGCGUCUCCGUCAACAACACCGUCUCGCACUUCUCCCCGCUCGAGUCCGACCCGUCCUCGUCCCAGACGCUCGCCAAGGGCGACGUCGUCAAGCUCCACCUCGGGGCGCACAUCGACGGCUUCGCGGCGGUCAGCGCGGAGACGCUCGUCAUCGGCGCGUCCGCGGCGGAGCCCGCGACGGGCCCCAAGGCGGACGCCGUCGCGGCGGCGUGGACCGCGGCCGAGGCCGCGAUGCGCCUCGUCAAGGUCGGGAACAAGAACUGGGCGGUCACCGAGGCCGUCGGCAAGAUCGCGGCCGCGUUCGGGUGCAAGCCCGUCGAGGGGAUGCUGUCGUGCCAGCAGACGCAGAACGUGAUCGACGGAAAGAAGCGCAUCAUUUUGAACCCGUCUGAAGAACAGAAGAAGGGCUUUGAGACCGUGACAUUCUUGGAGAACGAGGUAUGGGGGAUCGACAUCCUGGUCACGGCUGCGGAGGACGGCAAGGCUCGUCUCGAGGAGUCAAGAACGACUAUCUACCAAAAGGAUUCGACUGUGACAUACCAGCUCAAGAUGAAGACGUCGCGUGCGGUCUUCUCCGAGGUACAAAAGAAGGCGGGCGCGUUCCCCUUCAACAUCCGCUGCCUAGAGGACGAGAAGCGUUCGCGACUGGGUCUCCAAGAAGCCGUCCAGCACGGUCUUGUGAAGCCCUAUGAGAUCAUCUACACGCCUGCGAACACGCCCGUCGCCGCGUUCCAUUUCACAAUCGCGCUCCUUCCCGGCGGCCCGUCGAUGAUCACGAGCCCACCAGUGUGGUACAAGCCCGAGCUAGUGAAGACGGAGAAGACGCUCGAGGACGGGGAGCUCAAGGAGCUGCUGACGAAGCCGCUGCGCGAGAGCAAGAAAGCGAAGAAGGCAGCGAAGGCGGGCGAGGAGGCUAAGGCGUAG
Molecule: messenger RNA, 1185 nt
Organism: Epithele typhae
Lineage: Eukaryota; Fungi; Basidiomycota; Agaricomycetes; Polyporales; Epitheliaceae
Product: proliferation-associated protein 1
Exons: 7
Coding region: 1-1185 (394 amino acids)
Source: RefSeq, a predicted model, not a curated record